AUGGCAAAGAAGAAUAAACCAAAGAAGGCUGCUACGCCGACACCAACAGCAAAGGAGGAGGCCCAAUUAGCUAGGGAAGAGAGGAAAAAACAGCAGCAGUCAAAUAGGAAAUUGGUCACCAAUUCAUCCAGUUGGACUGGUAAAUUACCACACACUUUGUUGCAUGAGCUAUGUCAGAAGAGGAAGUGGGGUAAAGUGGACUACGAUAUGAAAAAGAUGGGCCCCGAUGGGUUCAUUGCCAUCGCAAUCCUGUCUUAUGUAGAUCCGAAAACUAAAGAAAUACUUACUGUCAAAUUGAGCGAUCCUACUUUUGAGAAAGGGAAACCCGGAAGUGGAUGUGUGGUUCCACAAGAGACUACUAUGGAAGCUAGACAUAUGGGUGCUACAGUAGCCCUAUAUCGUGUGGCCUAUAACACAAAUAUGCAUAUGAUGUUACCUCCUAACCAUAAGAAUGUCUGGUAUGCGUUAGAUGACUAUAGAAAGAAAUUAUUGAAAGAGGAACCCAAGAGGGCUGAGUGGUUGUUUGAUGUGGACCCUUUCAAGACUUUGUUGGAGGAUAGAAAGAACAGACAACAGAGAGAUAAAGAACGUGAAGCAAAGCAGCAACAGGCUGAAAAGGAGUACAAGGCUCCAGUAGUAAUUUCAGCCAAUACUUCAACCAAUAAGCAACAUAGUCCACGUUCUCAUGAUAGAUCAAUGCAUAAUAACAAGCACCAUUCGAAGCCACAUCGUUCUCUAGUUAGGUUCCCCAGAAAAGUAUGGGACCAUGCAACAUUUGUCAAUUUAGAUGAAUCUUCAAGACAACUUAUAGAGUCUUCCAUCAAACUACAUAUUAAUUGGAACGACAAACGUCUUAAAUUGGCUACCACUAACAAUGAUGCAGAUAGAAUUGGCCUGAAACAAAAGCUGCAAGAUUUGAAAUUUAGACAUGCACAUGUAGAAGAGGCAAUGAAUUAUAAAGAUCCUUUAUCAUUUCUGCUUUUCAAUUUACCAGAAGAUGACUUGCCUCCCUUCUUCCACAAGAGAUUGGAAGAUACUAGAAACAAAGUGGAGAUUGCAACCCUUCCUUUACAAACUAGAAUGAUGAUCGAUAGAUUGAUCGAAAGUGGAGUAUCCAGCGACGAGGCACUGCUGGCGUUGCAAAAGGCUAAUAUGGAUGAAAACAUUGCUGCUGGUAUUCUUACUGAAGAUAUUUACCCUCAAAUCAGAUCCACCCAUCUCAAUACUACAAAAGAUGAUUCUGAAUCCCUUGAAUGCUGGAGACAAGAGUUGGAAAGUUUACAAAGCAUAUACGAAGAUAAGGUUGAAGUUGUAAAACCAGAUUCAUCAUAUACUAUUAUGCUUUUUGAAGAGCUUAAACUGAAAUUGAAAGUUUAUCGAACACCAAAUUACCCACAUUCUUUACCAGGAAUAAUUAUUUCUACCUUUGACAAAAAUUAUAAGUUACCAAACUACAUCAAGAUACAAAUUCUUUUCAAAUUACUGAAGUAUAUAGAGGAAUCAAGCUUAUUAGGUGAAAUGCUAGUCUUUAGUAUCUAUGAAUGGCUGCAGGAUAAUUUAGAAACCAUUAUUGAAAACCCAGGCCCUUUACUUUCAGACACUGAGCUUUCAUAUUCAGCUUUAAAUUCCAAUAGCAGUUCAACAACAUCCUUAUCGAACAAGAGAAUAUCGAAAAAUUCAAAAUCUCGUCAUGGGAAAUAUAUGGCAACACCCGAGGGAUUAGAAACCUUAAAGGAGCAAUACAAUGCAAGGUUACAAUCCAAAGAACUUAAACAUAUGAUCAAAAUUAGAGAGGCACUUCCAGCUUGGCAAAAGCAAAAAAUCAUUGUUGAUCUAGUAAAAAAGAAUGAUGCUGUACUAAUCACUGGUGAAACAGGUUCUGGUAAAUCUACUCAAGUAGUCCAAUUCUUGUUAGAUUAUCUCCAAGGUGAUAUGCACGAUUUUGAUAAAACAAAAAUUAUCUGUACCCAACCCAGAAGAAUUUCAGCUAUUGGGUUAGCUGAACGUGUUUCAGAUGAACGAUGCAGUCCAUGUGGUGAGGAGGUUGGGUAUGUUAUCAGAGGUGUUAAUAAGACAAAGCCUACCACCAGAAUUAAAUUUAUGACAACAGGUGUCCUUGUCCGUGUUUUACAAACUGAUAGGACGCUACUUAACAAUUCCAUUGUAGUCAUUGAUGAAGUUCACGAAAGAUCGAUCGAUACUGAUUUAGUGGUCACCUUAUUAAAAAAUAUGUUAGGUAAAAUUCCUGGUUUGAAAAUUGUUCUUAUGAGUGCUACUGUCAAUGUUGAACUGUUUAAAAGCUUUUUCCCUAAACUUGGAACUUGUCAUAUCGAAGGUCGUACGUUCCCCAUUAAGGAUUACUUUUUAGAGGAUAUUUUGAAGACCCUAGAUUUUAAAAUUAAAAGAGAGAAGUACAAUUCAUAUGACUCAGAUGAAGAGGAGGAACAAGAUGGAUAUUUAAGACCUGGCGCCGACUCCAAAUUUUUCAGAUCUGGUAGAAUAAAUUAUGAUCUGUUGGUCGAUUUAGUAAAUCAUGUCGACCGUCGUUUGACCCAAGAAAAUAAUGAUGGUUCCGUCAUUGUAUUUUUGCCAGGUGUAGCUGAGAUUAAUAGAUGCUGUGAAAUGGUGAGUAGAAAUGAUUCUAGUGAUAAAUUUGUUGUCCUACCACUUCAUUCCGCAUUAACACCAGAGGAUCAAAAGCGAGUCUUCAGAAGAUAUGGCUCUAAAAGAAAAAUUGUAAUAUCUACGAAUAUCGCUGAAACAUCUAUAACCAUCGAUGAUUGUGUAGCUACCAUAGAUACUGGACGUGCAAAGACAAUGUAUUAUAAUCCUAAAGAGAACACUACAAAGUUGAUAGAAUCAUUUAUCUCGAAAGCAGAAUCAAAACAACGUAGAGGGCGUGCAGGGAGAGUACGUAAAGGUCUAUCUUUUAAGCUAUUCUCAAGGAAACUAUAUGAAGAAGAUAUGGUCAACAUGCCUGCCCCAGAAAUAAAACGUGUUGCAUUAGAAUCGUUAUACUUAUCUGUUAAAGCUAUGGGAAUUAAAAAUGUCAAAAAGUUCCUUGCGACCGGUUUGGAUCCGCCUCCAUUAGAUGCUUUAACAAAGGCUGAACGAAUGUUGACUACGGUGGGCCUAUUAAAUGAUUUCGAUAACUCCUUAACAGAACUAGGUAAAUUCAUUAGUUUGAUGCCUGUCAUGGAUAGCAAACACGGGAAGUUGUUGAUUUACAGUAUAAUAUUUGGUUGCUGUGAUAUUGGUAUCUUAAUCGUAUCCAUUCUAAGUGUAGGUUCACUUCCUUUUAUCGGUGGGUUGGAAAAUAGAGAUAAGGUCAAGAGUAUAUUAUCAAAAUAUGACAAUAGAGGUGACCUGCUAGCUGUAGUAGAGGUUAUAAGCCAAUACCUGAACGUUGAAGAUAAGCAGAUGCGAAACAAAUUCAUGAAAGAGCAUCUUUUAUCUUAUAGCAAGGUAUCUGAAAUAUUAUCCGCAAGAACCCAGUACACUUCGUAUUUAAAGGAUCUAGGGUUCUUACCAAUGCACUACAGAGAAGGAAAAUCUGCCCAUUUGAACAGAAAUAAGGACAAGUUGGAGAUCCUUACAAGUAUAAUUACUGGUUCCUUUUACCCAAAUGUCGCACGUGUUGAAUUACCAGAUCCAAAAUAUCUUGCCACUAGUUCUGGUGCCAUUGAAAAGGAUCCAGAGGCAAAAUUAAUCAAGUAUUGGAUUAGAAGCGAAGAAUACCAAGAUAAAUUGUAUGCAUUAAAGCAUGAACUGAAAGAUAAACAACAUAAAGUUGAUUCAGUUUCACUACCAUUGCCGGCCACAAGAUCUUUUAUCCAUCCGUCAUCGGUUCUAUUUACUUCUAAUAUUGUUAAUGAUGAAGAUGCAAAAUUGUUGACCGACUAUGAUCAACCAGUAUUGAAAGAAUUUACUAGUGCGCCAAUAUUAAGGUUCCCAUUUAUCAUGUUUAAUACUUCACACAUGACAACCAAACUGUAUUUGAGAGAUGUGACACCAACAUCCACCUUAUCAUUGCUAUUAUUUGGUGGGCCAAUUAGUUACGAUGUUGAUGGAGAGAUUCACUCACCAGGUAUUGUGGUGGAUAAUUGGUUACCUAUAAGGACAUGGUGUAAAAAUGGUGUUCUCAUUAAAGAGUUGAGAACGUUAUUGGACAUGUCAAUCAAGCAAGUACUUGAAAAUCCACAGUAUACCAAUUCUCCAUCGGAGGAAGAUGAAAAGCACGCGGCUGUUGUUCUCGACUUAGUGGAGAAGAUAAUCAAAAUUGAAUGA
Molecule: messenger RNA, 4287 nt
Organism: Naumovozyma castellii
Lineage: Eukaryota; Fungi; Ascomycota; Saccharomycetes; Saccharomycetales; Saccharomycetaceae
Product: RNA helicase
Exons: 1
Coding region: 1-4287 (1428 amino acids)
Source: RefSeq, a predicted model, not a curated record